AUGAUGCUGAUCCAAAAGUCCAUGAGAUACUCCUUAGUGGUAGUCAUGGUACUACUGGCUGUAGCUGUCAGCACAGUCAAUGGUGCAGCAACGCAACUACGAGGAGGUACCAGUGCAGGUAACCUAUUUUCGUCAGAUCCCUCCAUGACUAUGAAUGGAAGACCACAAAAUCAACUACGUCGUCUGGAAGGGGACGAAGAUGAAGAGGAAAAAGAAGGUUGGCUGAGCAAGGCCAUUGGAUUUGUGUCAGAUGUCAUUGCAGUCGCAUUUGGAUCAGAAGACGAAGAAGCAGAGGGAGUGGCCCUUGGCAGCGCUACCAUCAGUCCUACAGAUGCAGGGACGGUCAAUCCUACCAUGGGCGAGACAGCAGGAGCUACUGCGGUCAUGACCAGUGCUCCCACGGAAGAAUAG
Messenger RNA from Seminavis robusta, 411 nucleotides. Lineage: Eukaryota; Bacillariophyta; Bacillariophyceae; Naviculales; Naviculaceae. The record is from the annotation of a GenBank genome assembly.